AUGGCAGAGAUUGCUGUGUCUGUAGCUUGCGAAGUGGCAAAGUGCCUGUUGGCUCCGGUCAGUCGGCACUGCGGCUACGUAAUAUUCUCUGACCGCUGCGUUCGGCAACUUAAUGUUGAAGUUAAGAAGCUGGGUGACACGAGGGAUGAGGUGCAGCAUUCCAUCGAUGAUGCUCAAAACAACAUGAAGCCGAUCAAAGCCAAGGUUGAGACAUGGGUGAAAGAAGUGGAGACCGUCGCUGACAAGGCACACGAGGUGCUGGAUUACGAUGGAAGAGCUAAGAAAACUUGCUUCUACGGGUGGCUUCCCAAUCCGAAGGCACGUUAUUGUCUUGGCAACGAGGCGAGCAAGAUGAUCAAGGACAUCAAAGAUCUCAUUGAGCAGGGUCAAUUUGAGAGCGUCUACGACGAGAUUUCCCCACCGGGACGUGUUGGCGGUGCUCUCAACGUGAAUUCGUCAGCCGUUGAUGGGGGCGACUUUAUCACCGAUUCGCGAACUUCCAUCUUUCAGGGCAUAAUGAAAGCUCUGGAUGAUGAGAAGCUAAAAGUGAUUGGGGUCCACGGACCUGGCGGCGUGGGGAAGACUACGUUGUUGGAGGAAGUCAAGAAGAAACUCAUGAAAGAGAAUAGAUCGUUCGACAUGAUUAUCAAUGUGGAAGUCUCGCAAACUCCGGACUUGAAUAAUAUCCAAGGCCAGAUCGCUGAUGCCUUGAGUCUGAAUCUGAAGAAAAAGCAAAGCCAACAGGGAAGAAGAGAUCUUUUGUUCCAGAGAUUGCAGAGUGAUCCGAAUGAGAAGUCAGUCGGAAUUCCUUCGGUAGACGAGAGCAGGGGAUGCAAGUUGCUGGUAGCAUCAAGAUUUAAAGAUGUCUUGGAGCAAAAGAUGCAUGCGGAUAAAACAUUUCGUCUUGAAGGUUUAAACAACGACGAAGCUUUUAGGCUAUUUGAAAAGAUAGUUGGCGACAACCUCAAAGACGAGGAAUUGAAACCAAUAGCAGCUCAAGUGGUCGAGAAGCUCGCAGGUUUGCCUCUUUUGAUUAUCUCCAUCGCAAGCACUUUGAAAUAUAGCCGUGUGUCUGCAUGGAAAGACGCAUUGAUAAAAAUAGAGGACUCAAAUAUAGAAACCAUAGUAAAGCUGAGUUAUGACCAUCUGAAGAGUGAGGACGCCAAGUCCUUAUUCUUGCUCUGUGGUCUUAUUGGUGGGACCAUUCAAGUCGAACUUCUGCUGGGACUAGGCAUGGGGUUGGUCUUGUUUGAGGGAUUCAAUAACACGGUAGAAGAUUCAAGAAAUAGAUUGAAUACUAUGCUCGAUAGCCUCCGUUCUGUUUGUUUGUUGCAAGAUGAUGGUGAUGACAUGGAGACUGUGAUCAUACAUGAUCUUUAUAGUGAGGUGGUCGUCUCAGCUCCAUUUAGAAGUCAGAAUUCCUUAAUGAUGAACAACUAUUAUGUUUCGUGGCCAAAAGAAAAGCUUGAGAAAUGUUGGGCAAUAUGCCUUGUUAAUGAUUACGGUGAUGGCCUUGCUGAAAAAAUGCGGUGUGCGUUUCCCGACUUGAAGAUAUUCGUGUUGUCUCAGAUUGGGUCGUUCGUGGCACCUAUACACCGACAUGAUGUGAGAGAUUGCUGUGGACUAGAUUUCACAAGCAUGGAGCAGCUCCAAGUCCUAUAUCUUCGCUUCAUACAUAUCACCAAUUUACGUUCCUCGAUUGGCACCCUCAGGAACCUCCACUCAUUAUACUUAGACUAUUGCAUUGUGGACAAUGUGGCAAUUCUUGGCAAGCUCAGAACAUUGCAGAUUCUCAGCUUGGCAGGAUCUCAAAUUUCUAAGCUGCCUAAAGAAAUUGGGGAACUUAGGAAUCUAAGAUCAUUGAAUCUAUAUGAUUGUGACUUGCUUGUGAUAAUCGAGCACGGUGCCUUGAAAGGCUUAGUCAACUUGGAAGAGUUAUAUAUGAGGGGAAGCUUUAGUCAAUGGAUAGUCAAUGAUGAAAUACCAGCGGAAUCGUAUAAUGGUAGGCUUGUUGAGUUGAAGAGCUUGAGAAAGCUAGCCUCUUUAGAAAUAUCAAUUCAUGAUCCCAUCGUACUCUUAAAGGAUGAUGACCUGCCAUUUGGGAACCUGAUCAGAUUUUGGAUCGACAUAGGAAAUGCUUACGGAAGGGGAUUUCGUGGUUUGAGAACCAUGAAACUCCAAUUGGAAGGAUGUGAUGGUAUUCUCUCAAAAGAAUGGGUUCAGAAAACUUUGCAAAAAACUCAAUACUUAUAUUUGGAUGGAUUGGGAGAGUUCAAGGAGAAUGCUCAUGAGUUGUGCAUUCGAGGAUUUAAACAACUGAAGCAUCUCGACAUUCUAAACAGCCCCUCAAUCAAGUACAUCAUCAGUUCAUUAAAUGACCUUCUCACUGCAUUUAUGGAUUUAGAGUCUUUGUUCCUCGAAAAUCUUAUUAAUCUGGAGAAGAUAUGCAAUGGCCCUGUCACACCAAAUUGCUUCAGCAAAUUGAAAGUUGUGCAUAUCGAAAAGUGCCACCAAUUGAAAAAUAUGUGGUUCCUGUCAGAGAUGCAAAGAUGUGUACAUUUGGAAGAGAUUGAAAUAUGUGAAUGUGACUCAUUACAAGCCAUUAUCAUAGAUGAUGCGAGCAAAGUAGAAGUUGCUAUUGAUGACAUGGUUGAGUUGCCUAAUGUACGUCGUCUAGAUUUGCGUAAGUUACCAAAUAUGACGAGCUUUUGCAGUAGAGCUGAGGGUGCUCCAAUUCAGGUUUCAUUGCCUUGCUUGGAAUCCCUAGUAAUGGUUGGAUUCCUUGGCAUAGAAAAGAUACUCUACAGUGAUCCCUCAAUAAAAUACAGUGGUCUGAAGUCGCUAAAGAUAGAAGAAUCUAAAUCCACAUUGAGUAUUCCCAAAGAUUGGAUACUGAAGCUGCCAAAUUUGGAGUCAAUGGAAAUUGCGGGCUCUCCAUCAGCAUAA
Messenger RNA from Eucalyptus grandis, 2946 nucleotides. RefSeq names its product disease resistance protein At4g27190. The transcript has 3 exons. Gene Ontology annotation, molecular function: ADP binding. The coding region runs from base 1 to 2946 and encodes 981 amino acids. The record is from RefSeq and is a predicted model, not a curated record. NCBI's taxonomy places the organism in Eukaryota, Viridiplantae, Streptophyta, Magnoliopsida, Myrtales, Myrtaceae.